AUGAGCCGCCCUUCAUUUAUCCAGCUCCUGGUACUCAGUACCAUACCCUUCUCUCCUGUCGAUGCUGCACGAUAUCGUUUCUAUGGAGCCAAUGAUGUCAAACGCAACGCGAAUGACUUUGCAAAGCGGGAUGUCCCUCUCACUCUCGCCGACCCGGUUACUGUCACGAUCUGUGAUAGCUCGGUCUUGAGUUCCGCCAUUGCGUCUGCUACUUCUGCAUUCGAAGAAAGCUCGAGUGCCGAUCUCAGCUCUGCACUAGCAUCUGCCACUUCAGCAUUCGAGGCUAGCUCCAGUGCAGAGAUCAGCUCUGUAUUAGCAUCUCUGACUUCGGCGCUCGAGUCCAGUUCUAGUCUGGCAGCGCAGUCUUCGUCUGCCCUUGCUGAAUCAUCUUCCUCUUUGUCCAGCGCCAUUGAGGUCUUCUCUUCGAUCUCUGCAUCUGCCGCCGCCUCCUCGGAAUUGCCUUCGCUCACUGAGGUGUCCAGCACAUUCGUUGCAGAGCCUUCUUCUCUGGUUUCAUCCGUUGAAGCUUCUGCAACCGAGGUUCUUUCCAGCACUGUCGAAAGCUCCUUCGCCUCAUUCGAGACGUUUGCUCCAAGUUCAGUCCUCGGUAGUGCAUCCAGCAUCGAACCAAGCUUUGUGAGCUCGUCUGUUGUGGAGAGUACUUCCGAGGCCCCCUCGUCGACCGAGGUUGCUGUCUCGGAGUCUUCCGCUCUACCUUCGCUGUCAACAGAGACCAUUCCAACCAGUUCCGCCCCUGAGAGUUCUGUCAUCGAAACCUCAAUACAAGAGUCUUCUCUCGUUGAGACCUCUAGAGAUGCUGCGUCGACCACAGUCUCGGAUAUUGUCAGCUCUACCGUAGAGCCAUCCACAUUCGUAACUUCGGUUGCUUCGUCCAUUACAUCUGUUGAGGUCGUCACCUCAGUCAUUGAGGUCUCAACCUUCGCCAGCUCUGAAUCGACAUUGGCUGCUAGCUCUGCAGAGUCGAGCAGUGAGGUGUUCAGUUCCAUCUUGUCGACGUCAGUCUUUGAAAGCUCUGCUUUCCCUACUUCAUUCUCAUCCGAGGCGGCUAGUACCUUUGUGGGAAGCUCUACAGCUGAGACUUCGGAAUCUGCAUCAGAGACUGGUCUGUCGUCCUCACUCGUUGAGUCGAGUGCCAUUGCUUCAUCAACUGAGGUUUUGCCGACGUCCGUCCUCGAAACUUCCACAGAACCGACUUCGUUCUCGAGCGAGCUGCCUAGCCCUUCUGUGGGUAGCUCUGUCGUCGAGACUUCGGAAGUCGCAUCGGAGACCAUAUUCUCGUCCUCAGUUCCUGAAUCGAGUGUAGUCUCUAGCUCCGUUGCUUCUUCAACAGAAGUUUUAUCAUCGUCGGUGCUGCCAUCCAGCGUCGAGUCUAGUGCAAGUUCUAUUCCUUCCACAGAAUCAGUGUCUACCUCGGACAUCUCGACUCCCAGCGCAUCUGAGUCAGUCUUCGUCCCAAGCUCAACAUUCAUUCCAGAGAGCUCAUUGGUCCUUUCUACUGCUGUGGAAUCUAGCACUGAGGUCAUUUUCACUUCCAGUGCCGUUGUUCCAGAAAGCACUGCUUCCGAAGUCACCACAAUUGAGUCUUCCGCUCUUGCUAGCUCUACAAUUGAACCAGGGGCAUCAUCAACGUUUUCGUCGGCCCUUGUUAGCUCAACUGCCGUAUCUGUGGAAUCAUCUUCAAUCGAGCCAUCGCUUGCAAGUUCCACCGAGGUGCUUGAGAGCUCGACUUCUUCUGUCGCUGUGGAACCAAGCUCUGUGAUUCCUUCGACUGUUGCAACUUCUUCUAAUCUUCCCGAACCCAGCUCGAUCUUCUCAUCUGUCUUCACUACCCCAAUUGAAACCUCUUCAUUCGCUAGCUCGACAAUUGUCCUUGAACCAUCUUCCACAUCCGUACCAGAAUCCUCAACUGGAUCAGAAAGCAGUUCGGUCUUCUCCGCAACAGCUGAAUCAUCUUCAUCUGUUAGCUCGACGAUUCUGGAAAUCUCGUCCACGCUUGUGCCAGAGCCUACUUCCUCCAUUUCCUCAGCUAUUGCACCUUCUUCUGAUCUUCCAGAAAUCAGCUCGGUUUCCUCGACUAUUCUUGCAACCUCGGUAGAGUCAUCUUCAUCUACUAGCUCAACCAUUGAGCCCGAAUCGUCGUCUACAACUUUACCAGAGCCCACUUCGUCGAGCUCUUCUGUCUUUGAAUCGUCCACUGAGAUCCCAGUAUCCAGUUCGAGUUCUUCAUCCAUUGUAUCUUCAAUUGAAUCGUCGACAGCCAGCUCCACGACUGUACCAGAGGAGACAUCUUCAUCUAUUAUUUCAGAGACCAGUUCGACAACAUCGACAACUUUCAGUACGAGCACGACAUUUUCAACUUCCACAACUUUAUCCAGUUCUACGACUUCGUCUAGCUCUACAGUAUCUUCAUCUUCCACGAUCUCCUCGUCUUCCAAAACAUCUUCAUCUUCCAAGACAAGUUCUUCCAAGACAUCUUCAUCUUCUACGACAUCACCAACAGCGACUUGCACUUCCAAUGCAGUUCUUGUCAAUGGUGGUUUCGAAAACGGAACAUUUGCUGCGACCUGGAAGCAAGGACCAGCCCCAUACACAGCAGCGAAUGGACCGCCAACAAUCAAGAAGUCCUCUGAUACAGGAGUCCUGUCCUUCGGUACCAAAUACCUUGAAACUACGGUUGAAGACGGCAAAAGUGCUUGGAUUACUCAGGACAUCCCCAUCUGCCCCAAGACUAAAUACACCAUCUCUGGAUACGGUCAACUGGCCGUGGCUCCUGUCAAGGUCAAAGGGCAACCCACUCCUCCAGUGUGUAAGCUACAACUCUGCGAAGGCUUCACCAACAAGUGUACUCGCUUGGCAUCGCUCAACGCGAAGGGCUUCACCUAUGUUAGCACCACGUUCACGACAGCCAAAGCCCAGGCCCUAGUGCAGUUCCAAGUCAAGGUUGAAUGCCCACUUAUCACGGCCGGACAUGUCAACACGAUCUAUUUGGACGGAUUCAACUUUGUCAAAGCAUAA
Molecule: messenger RNA, 3036 nt
Organism: Cadophora gregata
Lineage: Eukaryota; Fungi; Ascomycota; Leotiomycetes; Helotiales; Ploettnerulaceae
Exons: 2
Coding region: 1-3036 (1011 amino acids)
Source: RefSeq, a predicted model, not a curated record